GUGCAUUUUCAGUUCAUGUUUGGGGUUAGGAGGCAGCUUCAUUAAUUUUUGCACAUUCCAAUUUGAACAAUAAAUAAAUAAUGAAGAUCGAAGAAGUAAAAAGUACUGUCAAAACUCAGAGAAUAUCAUCUCAUAGUCACAUCAAAGGAUUAGGUCUUGAUGAAAAUGGAAUUCCAAUUCAAAUGGCUUCCGGCUUGGUUGGUCAAGAAAACGCUAGGGAGGCUGCUGGCAUUGUUGUCGACAUGAUAAAGUCAAAGAAAAUGGCGGGCAGAGCCAUUUUGAUGGCGGGUCCGCCAGGAACCGGAAAAACAGCCAUCGCUCUUGCUAUAGCUCAGGAGUUGGGAAGCAAGGUGCCGUUCUGUCCAAUGGUAGGCUCGGAAGUGUUCAGUUCGGAAAUAAAGAAAACGGAAGUGCUGAUGGAGAACUUUCGACGCGCAAUCGGUCUGCGCAUCAAGGAGACCAAAGAGGUCUACGAAGGAGAGGUCACUGAACUCACGCCUAUCGAAACUGAGAAUCCUAUGGGCGGUUACGGCAAGACAGUAUCCCACGUGAUAAUCGGACUGAAGACGGCGAAAGGCACGAAGCAACUGAAGCUUGACCCGAGCAUCUACGAGUCACUCAGCAAAGAGAAGGUGGAGCCGGGUGAUGUGAUCUACAUAGAGGCGAACAGUGGCGCAGUCAAGCGGCAGGGACGUAGUGACACUUUUGCCACAGAGUUCGAUCUUGAGGCAGAGGAGUACGUGCCGCUACCAAAAGGUGACGUGCACAAGAAGAAGGAGGUGAUUCAGGACGUGACCUUGCAUGACCUUGAUGUGGCCAAUGCGCGCCCGCAGGGAGGUCACGACAUUCUCUCCAUGAUGGGCCAACUCAUGAAGUCCAAGAAGACCGAGAUCACUGAUAAACUGCGUAAAGAGAUCAACAAGGUUGUGAACAAGUACAUAGACGAUGGCGUUGCUGAGCUGGUGCCCGGGGUGUUGUUCAUAGACGAGGUGCAUAUGUUGGACAUUGAGACGUUCACCUACCUGCACCGUGCGCUGGAGUCGGCCAUUGCACCCAUUGUGAUAUUCGCCACCAACAGGGGCCGGUCGCUUGUCAGAGGCACAGAAGACAUCUAUUCGCCGCACGGCAUUCCGCUCGACCUGUUGGACCGUUUGCUGAUAAUUCGCACGCUGCAGUACUCGCGGCCCGAAAUGGAGCAGAUUCUCAAGCUGCGCGCGCACACUGAGGGUCUCUCAGUCGACAAUGACGCACUGGCACUGCUCGGCGAAGUGGGCGCCAGGACCACGCUCAGGUAUGCCGUGCAAUUGCUCACUCCGUCUUCGCUGACGGCGCGUGUGAAUGGUCGCUCUGUCAUCUCCAAGGAGGACGUACAGGAGGUCGGCCAACUCUUCCUUGAUGCCAAGUCAUCGGCGCGAAUCCUCACCCAAUACAAGGACAAGUUUAUGGUCUAGACAACCUACUGUGGCCUGUCUAGAGGAACACAGUACGAUCUUUACAGUGUGGACAACAAAGUGUAUUAUAUAAUAAAGUCUGGACAACCAACUGGACUAGAUAGUAUCAUAGAUGCAAGAUAGUUUAAGAAGAUAUCCCAUGGUAUAGGUCGUUUAUGUCCCAAAUUUUAAGUCGAUUUUUUGUUAACUCAAGCCGAUUACUGUCGACUACACUGUGUAUUAUCACUGUUUUGUUUAACCCAACCUAACCUAACCUAACCUAACCUAACCUAUCACUGUUUUGUUGGGGUGAGAGUGUAAGAACGGCACAUAAUUAUACACAGUACGAUCUUUACAGUGUGGACAACAAAGUGUAUUAUAUAAUUAAGUCUGGACAACCAACUGGACUAGAUAGUAGCAUAGAUAAAAUAUAGUUUAAGAAGAUAAUCCAUGGUAUAGGUCGUUUAUGUCCCAAAUUUCAAGCCGAUUACUGUCGACUACUGCUAAU
Messenger RNA from Nilaparvata lugens (brown planthopper), 1938 nucleotides. RefSeq names its product ruvB-like helicase 1. Gene Ontology annotation, molecular function: ATP binding; ATP hydrolysis activity; DNA helicase activity. Gene Ontology annotation, biological process: box C/D snoRNP assembly; regulation of transcription by RNA polymerase II; chromatin remodeling. Lineage: Eukaryota; Metazoa; Arthropoda; Insecta; Hemiptera; Delphacidae. The record is from RefSeq and is a predicted model, not a curated record. Gene Ontology annotation, cellular component: R2TP complex; Swr1 complex; Ino80 complex.